This is a messenger RNA of Nothobranchius furzeri (turquoise killifish), 2608 nucleotides long. RefSeq names its product docking protein 7b (gene dok7b). Gene Ontology annotation, biological process: positive regulation of protein tyrosine kinase activity; neuromuscular junction development. The record is from RefSeq and is a predicted model, not a curated record. Gene Ontology annotation, molecular function: protein kinase binding. Lineage: Eukaryota; Metazoa; Chordata; Actinopteri; Cyprinodontiformes; Nothobranchiidae.
GGGCAGAGAAAGUGUCGGAGACCGGGACCUCAAAGGCUAUUUUGAAAAUUGAACCCAUCUCUCUCUCUCUCUCUCUCUCUCUCUCUCUCUCUCUCUCUCUCUCUCUCUCUCUCUCUCUCUCUCUCUCUCUCUCUCUUUCUCUCUCUUUCUCUCUCUCUCUGUCUCUCUCUCUCUCUCUCUCUCACACACUCACACACACACAGCUGCUCAGAAUCAUGACUGAAGAUGACGGAGACGGUCGUCGCAGAAGGACAAGUCAAGUUUAGGGAUGGAAAAAAGUGGAAGAGUCGCUGGGUUGUUCUUCAGAAGCCCUCUCCCGUUGCAGACUGCCUGACUUUGCUGGUGUGUAAAGAGAAGAAGAAAGGGAAAAUCUUGGGACACAAAGACAGGCUGAACAUCACGCUGGAGGGCAUUUGUGGGGUGGAGCCAGGCGCUGGCUAUGACGGUGUUUCCUACACACUCUCCAUCCUCUGUCUGGCUCACACACUGGUCCUGGGCUUCAGCAGCCGAGACGCUCUGCUUGCCUGGGACACCCGGAUCCGCUACAGUCUGGGCGAAGUCCACCGGUUCAGCGUUGGCGUCGAACCAGGCACCAAACUGGAAAGUGGCCCCGCCUCCCUCCACCUGUGCAACAACCUGUUGGUCCUGACCCGGAGCCUCCCUCCCGUCGUGAUCGGGAGCUGGAAGUUGUCGGCGCUGCGCCGAUACGGAGCCGUGCCGAAUGGCUUCGUGUUUGAGGGGGGGACUCGCUGCGGUUUGUGGGCUGGGGUUUACUUCCUGUCCUGCUCAGAAGGAGAGCAGAUCAGUUUCCUGAUUGACUGCGUUGUGGGCGGGGUCUCCUCCAGCAGCACCCUGUGUGGCCUUCGACCCAGCCAGCCAGGAGGUCCUGAUGCGUCGGCAGAAGAACGGAUCAGCCAGGAGACCACAGAGCUGGAGAAAAGACUCAGCUUGUUGUCUAGCUGCAGCCUGGCGAGCAUCUCGGCCUCCACCUACAGCUGCAGCACCUCUGUUGCCGAGGACAACCGCAGCAUCUCCAGCUCCUCGUCCAGCCAGUCCAACUCCAGCUUUGGGAGCAGAUUUCCGUUUUGGGUGGAGCCGUCGGCCAGCCUUCGCCCCUCCAUGGAGACGGCGGCCAGCUCCUCCGCCCUGAAGGCUCUGACCCGAUCAGACGACCGGCUCUAUGGUUCUGUGAUGGGCGGCUCCAGGAGUCGCCCGUCCUCCGCCCAGCUCCUUCCUCGAGGCCUCCAUGACAGCGGGAGGCAGAGCUCACUGGACAGUGGGAUCGGGAUCGCUACGGGCAGCCAGUCGUCUCACUCUGGGAGUUAUUCUUCCUGCACUGGGAGUCUGGACAUGGCCACUCCGGGAGGACGGGAGGGUUUUGGCUCAGUGGUCAGUCUGGCUGCUCCUCCUGACCUUCCCUGUUCACCUCCCUCUGCUCCCCCUCGGAGCCCCCCGUCAUCACCUGUAUCCUCCUCACAGCCCCACCCUUCCAGAGGUGCUUCCCGAGCAUCUAGUAGACACAGCCAGGAGUACCAGAUCCCCAGCCUGCUCCGACGGUGGUAUGACACUCCCAGGAGCCUUCUUCAGGCCCUGUCCCUCAGGGGACCGUCUCCUCGGGGAGCCCCGUCCGAUCCGAGCAGCAGACCCAGAGGAGGUGGUCAGGAACAGAUGAUCUGCAGGGGAGUGAAGGCUGAACAUCUGGGAGCAAUACAGCGCUCUCUCUCCUGGGGCAGUGAGAAGACUCCCUCUGGGGACGCUGACCAGAUGUCCACACCCAGACCCGACCCAGUCCCUGGAAGCCCCGCCUACAAACAAACACAGGUUCAAACCUUGUUCUUCACAAACUUUCCUCCCAACUCCACUGCAUCGACACCAGCAGGUCCUAAAUGCUGCGAAAAGGAGAAACUUGAGGAUGUUUGUGAACUAAAAGCUCUGAGGAUGCUCCUCUCUCCUCCUCCGCCGUGCGCCCCCGGGCCAACUUCAGCCUGUGCCAAGUUAGCGCCGCCCCAGGAAGCUGGUCCGUUUCCGCCCUCUGGGCCUCGUGUCGAUUAUGAGAACAUCCCAAAAGCUUCAGAGAGGAAGCUGCACAGGCACGACUCCGCUCCGACGCCCAGCUGCUCUCACGGAGGAUCCCUGCAGCUCCGCAAACCCACAGAAGAUGCCAUCAGGUACGCCCACCUCGACAUGGCUGCCAUGGUAACAGCGCAGAGAGUGUGGGCGGAGCCUGUUGGGGGCAGGAAGGACAGGCGGCCACUGAGCUGACCCUGCAACAGCUGACUUCAGAGUGUACUCAUGGACACGCCCCCCACCAUGAAUCCAUUCCACUUUCAGAAGAUUUGGUGUUUCAGUGACACUUACGCCGCCGUGCCAUCAUUCCACAUCAGAGCUCUGGUGUAAACAUGGCGGCUCAAGCAGGAUGUUUCUGGUCGCCAAGGUGACGGCGACUGAUGAAUGCAAAUGUUAGACUUUCACACUCCAGUUCUGACAUCUUGGAACAGAGGAGGUCCAUGGUCCCGGGAGGAAACAUCAUCUACUUUAUCGAACCUAGCUGCCGUCCGGUCGCCUCUUCCUGCUCAUUAAGUUUGUGAUUAAAGUCUUUUAUAAUGAA